GUUCUUGUUUCUUGUUUUGAUGACUCAAACUCAAACGCAAGACGCUCACGCAAGCAAUCCAAGUCAAACGAUGAGCAACGAGGCAUCACCAUCAUCCUCGCCAAUCGCUCGCAAUGGCGAGGACGAGCUCCGUCAAGCGCUCACGCGCCAGCUCGAGCACUACUUUCGCCUGGAACACUUGGCACAGGACGCUUACUUGGUCGCGCAAAUGAGCGCAGACCACUAUGUGGCGAUUCGCGUGCUGGCAAGCUUCCCGUCCAUCCAACAGCUCACCACAGACAUUGCGCUGAUCACGGACGUAUUACGCGCCUCCCCGCUGGUCGAGGUGGACGCUGCUGGCGAACGUGCGCGCCCUGUUGAAAUGCACACGCAGCAUCGCAACACAAUCAUUCUGCGCGACAUUGACGCAAGCACUCCUGCCGACACGAUUCGCGCUGAAGUGUUUGACACGCUGCCCACGUCGUUGCCGCGACCAGUGUCGAUUCGUGCUGACGUGCAAAACACUUGGUUUGUCACAUUCGAUGCGUCCGAAGACCAAGUCCGCGACGUGCACCUCGCGCUUGUUGGAAAAACCUUCCAAGGCAACCCGGUUCGUGCGCGCGUCAAGUCCGAGAACAUUGUGCGCACCAGCGGUCCUGCCCGCGGCGCUGCCGCCGCUGGCUUUGCGGCCGAUGGAGUGGUGACGUUGCCCGGAACCGCUUCGUCGCAGUCGUCCGGCUCCUUUGUGCCUCAGCCGCAGUUCUUCCAGCAGCCGCAACAGCAGCAACCGCAGCAAAUGUACCAACAGCAGCAGCAGCAGCAGCAACCGCAGCAGCAGCAGCAACACCAGCACCAACUGCAUCUUAUGCAACCAGGCGUAUCCUAUGGAUAUUUCGACAUGACUAGCGGUGUUGGCGGAUACAACCCGUGGGCAGUCAAUUCGGGCCAGGGCUUUUACUAUGAUCCCCAGCAGCAGCAAUCGUUCGGCUCAUUCAACCCAGCUCAGCAGCAGCAACAACACCAGCAGCAGCACCACCACCACCAACAACAUCAACCACAACAACAACAACACCAGCAGCAACACCAGCGACAGGCGUUUGCCCACCCUAAUCAACAGCAGCAACAUCAGCAGCAACAACAAUACUUCUACUCGGAUCAACCUCAGCAGCACUCAAGGAACUUCCGCCACAAUAAGCAUCAUAGUCACCACCAACAGCAGUCCCACGCGCAGCAAAUACAGCCGUCACUAUUAGGGCAGCCGGACGGCGUUAGUGCCGUGCGCCAACACCCCUCGUCGUCGGGCAAGCCUGGCACCCACAACAACAACAAUGGCACCCACAAGCUCGCGAACGGCGCAUCGACAGCGCAAGCUCACGACCCGUCGCUUCAGCAGCACCAGCACCAGCACCAGCAGCAGCAUCCACACCAGUCACAACAGCCACACCAACAGCAAGAGAAUGGCCGGCGGAGGUCGGCCUCUGCUUCGGGCAGCAGUGCCGCGUUGCCGUCUGCCGUUGGUGGCACAAACGGAAAACCGCGUCGAAAGGCGAGCGAAGACUCCGCCCGUGCUCGCGGCCAAGCUUCUGGCGGUGCUGCCAAACAGUCACCCGUUGCAUCAUCAGCGCCAAAGCCCACACUGCAACUUGGUGCUGCCAACUUCCCUCCGCUUCCUUCGUCGGCGUCUCGCAAGAACUCUGAGCUGUCUGCCUCAUCCUCCACUUCGUCCUCCGAGCCAUCGCGUCCCUCAAGCGUCGGCCCGUCCGUUGCGCUGGCUGAUGUGGUCAAGGGCGCGCCUGUUUCCGUUUCCGUUUCCGCGGCUUCUUCUUCUUCUGCUGCUUCAGCAUCAGAGACUCCGGCGUCUGUGCCUGACCAUGUCGCACCAGCAGUGAACCGCGCCUCUCCUGUUGUCGAAGCUGCACCAUCCGUCCCUGUGGCUGCUGCGGCGGCGCCUGUGGUAGAAUCUGAGCCCAUCAAGUCCAAAACUUUCAGCUAUGCCUCUGCCGCAAAAGCUCCUGCCACUGCGCCAGCGGCCACUGCCGCAUCCCAAUCACCGCCAUCGACAGGCACAUCGUCAUCCGCUGACGCACGCCGUUCGCGCACCGAUGCAUCUCUUCAAAAGUCGCAUUAAUCCAAGUGUGCCGACUCCAUCAUUAAUUUUUCGCUCCAUGUCAAUCAUCCCUUCUUUUUAUCAUGUGAAUCGACUUUGUGUUUGCUGGGUUCCGAAUCCCCAAGUUGCAGUGCUUUUUGUUCUUUGCUGUGUUUGUUCGUUCGUUCGCUCGUCCGUCCGUCCGUAUUCGUUUGUUUCGAUUUCCACUGAAAUGUACACUGUUUUUGUUAUUCCCUGC
Messenger RNA from Capsaspora owczarzaki ATCC 30864, 2324 nucleotides. RefSeq lists its product as hypothetical. The transcript is spliced from 2 exons. The coding region runs from base 20 to 2107 and encodes 695 amino acids. Gene Ontology annotation, biological process: positive regulation of translation. Lineage: Eukaryota; Filasterea; Ministeriida; Capsasporidae. Gene Ontology annotation, molecular function: mRNA 3'-UTR binding. Gene Ontology annotation, cellular component: cytoplasmic stress granule; cytosol. The record is from RefSeq and is a predicted model, not a curated record.